Messenger RNA from Octodon degus (degu), 1850 nucleotides. It is a transcript of the gene Bdkrb1, whose product is annotated as bradykinin receptor B1. Gene Ontology annotation, cellular component: membrane. The coding region runs from base 401 to 1456 and encodes 351 amino acids. Gene Ontology annotation, biological process: response to mechanical stimulus; neutrophil chemotaxis; G protein-coupled receptor signaling pathway. Gene Ontology annotation, molecular function: bradykinin receptor activity. The record is from RefSeq and is a predicted model, not a curated record. The transcript has 2 exons. Lineage: Eukaryota; Metazoa; Chordata; Mammalia; Rodentia; Octodontidae.
CGUCAGGGGCCGACUGAGUGGGACGUCAUGCUCAGGGCAGGCUGAAGCUUCGUGGGUGCCCUGGAGUCAGGAAGCCAAAACGGGCUCAGAGCCUGCCUGCCAAUCUCAGGGCCUGCCAGGAGGCCGCAUCGCAGGCUCCCAGAGGUUACACAGGGAGAGGCGCCACCGACUCACCUCUGCCUGCCCCCAAAUCACCAAGGCAGAGGCGGGGCGGGGCCCCUUGGAAUGCCUUUGUCUUCCUUCUGGGCAGCCCCAUGACCUCCCAGAGUGGAGGUGGUUUUAUUUAAGGCCACUGCGUGUCCCCAGAGCAGCCAGAACAGAAAGCCAGAGAGACAGCUCUCACUGUCCCAAACCCAGCGGAAGCCGUGAGCUCUUCCAGUUUCUUUCUGAGUCACCGUGAAUGGCAUUCCAGUCCGCCCUCGAGCUCCAGUUGUCCAACCAGAGCCAGGGCUCCCAUCCCAACGCCACAUUCUGUGAUGCUGUCCCCGAAGCCUGGGAAGUGCUGUACAGAGCAUUACCCAUGUUCGCCAUCACCAUCUGUGUCCUCGGCCUCUUGGGAAACAUCUUGGUCCUGUUCCUCCUGCUGCCCCGGAAGAGGCUGAAGGUGGCAGAAAUCUACCUGGCCAACCUGGCGGCCUCCGACCUCAUGUUUGUCUUGGGCCUGCCCUUCUGGGCAGAGAACAUCUGGAGCAGAUUCAACUGGCCCUUCGGAGCCGCCCUCUGCAGUGGCAUCAAUGGGGUCAUCAAGGCGCAUCUGUUCAUCAGCAUCUUCCUGGUGGUGGCCAUCAGCCAGGACAGGUACAGGGUGUUGGUACAGCCCGUGGUCAGUUGGGGGCGCCGGCGCCGGCGGCAUGCCCACACCAUCUGCCUGCUCAUUUGGGUGGCAGGGGGCCUCUUGAGUACCCCCACAUUCGUGCUGCGAUCCAUCAAAAGGCUCCCCGAUCUGAACAUCUCUGCCUGCAUCCUGCUCUUCCCCCAUGAGGGCUGGCACUUUGUGAGGGUGGUAGAGUUAAAUGUCCUGGGGUUCCUUCUCCCGCUGGCUGCCAUCUUCUUCUUCAACUACCACAUCCUGGCCUCCCUGCGAGAACGGGGAGAGGUGAGCAGGAGCCGGUGUGGAGGCCCCAAGGGUCGCAGGACGGCGACACUGAUCUCCACACUUGUGGCUGCCUUCCUGGUGUGCUGGGCCCCCUACCACUUCUUCGCCUUCCUGGAGUUUCUGUUCCACGUGCAUGCCAUCCAGGGCUGCUUCUGGGAGGAGGUCACCGACCUGGGCCUGCAGCUGGCCAACUUCUUUGCCUUCACCAACAGCUGCGUGAACCCUGUGAUUUAUGUCUUUGUGGGCCGCCCCUUCAGGACCAAGAUCUGGGAGCUUUGUAAGCAAUGCACCCCAAGAAGUCACACUCCAGCAUCCUGCUCCCACAGGAGAGGAAUCCUGCAGCUCUUCUGGAGGAGCUAAAACAUCAGUGACGCAGCCAGCAUGGCAUCUUGUCGCUUCUUUCUAAUGCCCUAAGGACUACCGUAGGAGGCUUAAUAGCAACGACCACAGCUGCCCAGGACCUGGUCCUAGAGCUUGGAAAUGCUCUAUAUGGGGUGAUGAGGACUUGAUGAACUUCCAAGAGAGGAGUGAUCCUAGUCAUCUGGGGACCGAUAAGAUCAGAAGGAUCAUUAUCAAAAGGCAGCAGGAAGGACAGAGUCACAGACAGGAGGACAGAAGCACAGACCUGAACAAUACUAGUGACUGAGCCACGGUUUUCAUAUGCCCUCUAGUGGCAGGAAAAGGCAGGGCACCUGAAUCUCCCUGGAGCUUCCAGGAGCAGUCAGCCCUGCUGACAAUUGGACUUGAGCCCGGA